This is a messenger RNA of Anopheles gambiae (African malaria mosquito), 685 nucleotides long. RefSeq lists its product as uncharacterized. NCBI's taxonomy places the organism in Eukaryota, Metazoa, Arthropoda, Insecta, Diptera, Culicidae. The coding region runs from base 184 to 492 and encodes 102 amino acids. The record is from RefSeq and is a predicted model, not a curated record. The transcript has 2 exons.
CAAUUAGCUGUCAAACGUCAAAAUCAUCGCGGUGCACGUCUGUUGCGUGAAAUCCGCCAAAUACAGGGCGCAGGGAUAUGUGUUUCGCAAGCGAUUGUGUUUGUUAUUAGGAAUAUUGCUGUGUGUUUGUACUGAUUUAUCCCCCCUCGGAAAAGGUGUAUUUUCCAACGCGAGACAGGUGGAAUGGGUGGUGUUGAUACGACUCGCUGGAAACCCCGCCGUACGAAGGGUACCGUGAUAUACAAGACACGAAACCAGUUCGCUUGGGCGGUGAUAGCGGCCGGCACCGCAAUCUUUGCCACCUAUUACACUGUCGUGAGCUACGUUGGCGGUGAUGGUCUGAAGGAGCGCCUGAGGCGGGACUUUUUCGAGAAGACUGAGGAGGAGGUGGACCGCCGGAAUCUGAUGCGGUUUAGCUUGGUCGCACCAAAGCGAGGCGACACGAUACGGAAGCUGCUCGAGGAGGAGAAGGACGAUCAGACGAAGAAGUAGAGAUGAGCAAACGGUUACGGUUCGCGAAGCUAAGGCUUGGCAAGCCGAUCGAACCGGGCGAGCCGGCACCGGUGGCGGUUCCUGCUGAGGCAAAUGUUUGGUAAUGUUCUGUUUUAGAGAAUUCCGGGUAGUUGGCAAGGACCAUCUGUAUCUGUAGUUUGUAGCUAGUCAAUAAAGUAAAGGUUACCAAGGA